Pocillopora verrucosa is the source of this 1253-nucleotide messenger RNA. RefSeq names its product mediator of RNA polymerase II transcription subunit 6-like. The record is from RefSeq and is a predicted model, not a curated record. Gene Ontology annotation, biological process: regulation of transcription by RNA polymerase II. Gene Ontology annotation, molecular function: transcription coactivator activity. Lineage: Eukaryota; Metazoa; Cnidaria; Anthozoa; Scleractinia; Pocilloporidae. Gene Ontology annotation, cellular component: core mediator complex; mediator complex.
ACAAGAUGGCGGCCGAACCAUCGGAAACUCAAUUAGGUCUUUCGUGGCAUGAUAGUGCGUGGAUUCCGGUUCUCAAUCCUGAUAAUGUUUUGGAAUAUUUUUCACAAAGAACGAACCCCUUUUAUGAUCGCACAUGCAAUAAUGAAGUCGUUAAAAUGCAGCGACUCGACCCGUCAACCUUGUCUACCAUGACAGGAAUUGAAUACGUAGUUCUUCAUGUUCAAGAUCCAAUCCUAUAUGUCAUUAGAAAACAACACAGAAUUUCCCCAACUCAAGUUACUCCACUUGCAGAUUACUACAUGUUGGCAGGAGUGGUUUACCAAGCACCCGAUCUUUGCUCAGUCAUAAAUUCCAGACUGCUGUCUACCUUGCACCACAUACAAGCAGCUUUUGAUGAAGCGUCAUCGUACUCCAGGUAUCAUCCAUCGAAAGGUUACUGGUGGGAGUUUAAAGAUAAACAACAGAAACAUUUGACAGCUUCUAAACGGAACCAAAGUAACAAGAAUAAGACGGCGAGGGAUCCCGAUAAAGAGCCUAGUUCACAGUUUCAACGGGAAGGUGUUCACAUGUUGCUUGGGGAACUUUCAAGAAAGUUUCCACCACAGUUUCUUCAAGGCCAGACUUCCACAGGCCAAGUCAAGAAGAACGGAGACAAAAAUUCUAAUGACGACAGUGAAUCGAAAGAGGCAGAUUCUUCAGCAUCUGCAGAACCGCUUCCAAAUGGUGCUACUGUGACCGGGGGCUUAGGCACCAACGUGUCACGUGGUUCUCUUAACUCGCAUCAGGCCAUCAAGAGAACAGCGAGUACUGAUUCCUCCACAAAACCACCCCCAGGCAAGAAAAAGAAAAUUUAAACCAACUUGAGAACUUGAAAAGUAGGAAUAUUACUAAAAGAUACAAGAAACUGCAGACUUAUCUUGAAAACAUUAAAGAAAAUCUGGCAGACUCCAAAAGUAAGCAAGUUGUUCCAUGAGCACAGUCCCUUCUUAACCUGACAGGCUCGUUCUCGGGCAAACACUAAACACAGGAGUAAACAGGUGGAAUAUUGGGAGAGUGGCCUGGGCGCAAGCGUGGGAUGAUAACCCUGCAGUGGAAUCACAUUUCACCAAAGAGGGUCCCAUUGUCUAAAACAGGACAACCGCACUUGUCCACAACAAGGAGUAAUAGAGACAAAAGCAACCAAAUACCAAUGGGUUGUGUCGCAUCUGCUAGGAAUUAGUUAUGUAUAAAUGUUGAUAAAAUAAAUUGAAUCC